This is a messenger RNA of Onychomys torridus (southern grasshopper mouse), 3619 nucleotides long. It is a transcript of the gene Arhgef1, whose product is annotated as Rho guanine nucleotide exchange factor 1. Gene Ontology annotation, cellular component: cytoplasm. The record is from RefSeq and is a predicted model, not a curated record. The transcript is spliced from 31 exons. Bases 379 to 3324 code for a protein of 981 amino acids. Gene Ontology annotation, biological process: G protein-coupled receptor signaling pathway. Gene Ontology annotation, molecular function: G protein-coupled receptor binding; GTPase activator activity; guanyl-nucleotide exchange factor activity. NCBI's taxonomy places the organism in Eukaryota, Metazoa, Chordata, Mammalia, Rodentia, Cricetidae.
GAGCUCUAAACCAGGCGCUGCAACUAUCCACCACGCCCGCAAAGGAGGCGGGGCCCGGGAGAGUGACAGGGGCAGUCGAGAUACGGAAACGCGGGCCCUCCAAGACAGGCCAGAGUGGCCUCAUCGGGCCAGCGUGGCUCAGUGGAGAGCUAGAGCGGCCGGCUAGGAGGAGUAGAGUUGCCAAGGCCGGAGAGUGGCAGGAGGAGGGCUAGAGCAGCCAGAGGGAGGAGUGGAGCUGGGCGCUAAGGUGGCCUCUGGCUCGGCUAGAGCGACUCUGCGGCGCGGGUGGGGGAACCUUGGGCUCCGGCGCGGAGGCUUCGGUUCCGGAGGCUGCAGUGGCUUCUCAUCUCAACUGACAGCCCUUGUGGAGUCCCAGAGAUGGAAGAAUUCCCCGGAGGGGCGGCCCCAGGGCCUCCCCGGCCUGGCCUGACGUCCAUCAGCAUCAUCGGGGCUGAGGAUGAGGAUUUUGAGAAUGAGCUGGAGGCGAACUCAGAAGACCAAAACAGCCAGUUCCAGAGCCUAGAGCAUGUCAAGCGUCGCCCAGCCCACCUCAUGGCCCUCCUGCAGCAUGUGGCCCUGCAGUUCGAGCCAGGACCCCUGCUCUGCUGCCUGCAUGUGGAUAUGCUGAGCUCACUGGGCCCCAAAGAAGCCAAGAAGGCCUUCCUUGACUUCUAUCAUAGCUUCCUGGAGAAGACUGCGGUUCUUCGGGUGCCAGUUCCUCCUAACGUCGCUUUUGAACUUGACCGCACACGGCCUGACCUCCUCUCUGAGGAUGUCCAAAGGCGGUUCAUGCAAGAAGUGGUACAGAGCCAGCAGGCAGCCGUGAGCCGGCAGCUGGAGGACUUCCGCUCCAAGAGGCUCAUGGGCAUGACACCCUGGGAGCAGGAGCUGAGCCUGCUGGAGCCCUGGAUGGGGAAAGACCGAAGCAGCUAUGAAGCCCGGGAACGGCAUCUUGCAGAGCGGCUGCUCUCCCACCUGGAGGAAAUGCAACAUACCAUCUCUACAGAUGAAGAAAAGAGUGCCGCUGUGGUCACUGCUAUCAGCCUGUAUAUGCGCCACCUUGGGGUUCGGACCAAGAGUGGGGACAAGAAGUCGGGGAGGAACUUCUUCCGGAAAAAGGUGAUGGGGAAUCGGCGGUCAGAUGAGCCGCCCAAGACAAAGAAAGGGCUGAGCAGUAUCUUAGAUCCUACUCGUUGGAACCGGGGAGAACCACCUGCUCCAGAUUUUCGACAUCUAAAGGUUGAGGUUGAUGCAGAGAAGCCAGGCCCUCCAGACCGGAAGGGAGGCCUGGGUAUGCCUUCUCGAGACAGGACUGUUGGGACUCCUGGGCAAGACAACCCAGGAAUCUCUCUGCAUCCUCUGUCUGUGGACAGCCCCGACCACCGGGAACCAGGUGUGGAUACCCCCCAGGAGCUAGGGAACACACUCCCACAGGGCCCUACGAGCCUGGAGCCCCUGGCACCCCCAGAGAGCACGGAGGAGAGCGCUGAGACAGAGAGAAGGUGGAAGAGGCUAUCAGGGCGUCUGGGGCGCUCAGAGAGCCUCCGGGUGAGUGACCGCCGCCGACCUUCCCGGGGCAGCCUCGGGGCUAAGGGCCGGGGUGGGGGCCGCUCCCGGAGCGACGUGGACAUGGACCCCGGCUCCGCCACGGCUGUGCUUGGCCCUACCCGACGAGCCACCCCUGAGCCUGGAGAUGAUGGGGAACCAGGACGGUCAGGCCUGGAACUGGAACCCGAAGAACCUCCCGGCUGGAGGGAGCUGGUGCCCCCAGACACCCUGCUCAGCCUGCCCAAAAGCCAAGUGAAGCGGCAAGAAGUCAUCAGUGAGCUGCUGGUGACGGAGGCAGCCCACGUGCGCAUGCUACGGGUACUCCACGACCUCUUCUACCAGCCCAUGGCGGAUGGGGGCUUCUUCCCUCUGGAAGAGCUGCAGAACAUCUUUCCCAGCUUGGAUGAGCUCAUCGAGGUGCACUCCCUGUUCCUUGACCGCUUGAUGAAGCGGAGACAAGAGAGCGGCUACCUCAUUGAGGAGAUCGGUGAUGUGCUCCUGGCCCGGUUCGAUGGUGCGGAGGGCUCGUGGUUCCAGAAGAUCUCCUCCCGCUUCUGCAGCCGCCAGUCAUUUGCUUUAGAGCAGCUCAAAGCCAAACAGCGCAAGGAGCCUCGGUUCUGCGCCUUUGUGCAGGAAGCUGAGAGCCGCCCGCGAUGCAGACGCCUGCAGUUAAAGGACAUGAUCCCCACUGAGAUGCAGCGGCUGACCAAGUACCCACUGCUGCUGCAGAGCAUUGAGCAGAACACAGAAGAGCCUGCGGAACGGGAGAAAGUGGAGCUGGCAGCUGAGUGCUGCCGUGAGAUUCUGCACCACGUCAACCAAGCUGUUCGUGACAUGGAGGAUCUGCUGCGGCUCAAGGAUUACCAGCGGCGCCUGGACUUGACUCACCUACGGCAGAGCAGUGACCCUAUGCUAAGCGAGUUCAAGAACCUGGACAUCACUAAGAAGAAGUUGGUCCAUGAAGGCCCACUGACAUGGCGGGUAACCAAAGACAAGGCUAUAGAGGUCCACGUGCUAUUGCUGGACGACCUGCUCCUGCUGCUGCAGCGUCAGGAUGAGAAGCUGCUGCUCAAGUCACACAGCCGGACGCUCACCCCUACGCCUGACGGCAAGACCAUGCUGCGGCCUGUGCUCCGGCUCACCUCAGCCAUGACCCGAGAGGUGGCCACUGAUCACAAAGCUUUCUACGUCAUUUUUACCUGGGACCAGGAGGCCCAGAUAUAUGAGCUGGUGGCACAGACAUCGUCGGAGCGUAAGAAUUGGUGUGCCCUCAUCACUGAGACUGCUGGAUCCCUGAAGGUCCCUGCCCCUGCCUCCCGCCCCAAGUCCCGGCCCAGCCCAAGCAGCACCCGAGAACCCCUGCUAAGCAGCUCUGAGAAUGGCACUGGAGGCCGAGAGAUUCCUCCAGCUGAUGUCCGGACAGAGCGCAUCCUCAGUGACCUCCUGCCCUUCUGCAGACCAGGCCCAGAGGGCCAGCUUGCUGCCACAGCCCUUCAGAAAGUGCUGUCCCUGAAACAGCUCCUGUUGCCUGCUGAGGAAGACGGUGGACUGGGGCCUCCCCGGGAUGGGGAGGAGGUGCCUGGUGGUGGUCCCCGAGGCCCAGCGCAGAUUCAGCAGAUUCAGGAGAACCUGCUCAGCCUAGAGGAGGCUGUCAAGCAGCUAGAGGAGUUAGAGGAGGAGCUUUGCCGCCUGAGACCCCUCCUGUCUCAGCUUGGAGGAACUCUGGCGCCCAACCUGGCUGCACCAGAGCGCUCUGUUCAGACGGGCCUUUCCUGAGAGAGGAUCUCCCACCCCCACGGCUGCCGCGGCGUCUUCUCACACCCCAGAGGCCUUGAGGAGAGGGACCUGCCGGAGUCCUGCCUCCCACACUGGCCUCUGCCUUUCUCCCUCCUGCCUUUGCUUGGAGGACUCAGGGCUUCACCCCCAGAGUGCCACCAUAAUCCACACUUUUCAGGCCAUCUCAGUAUUGCCUGUGAGGGGGUUACCCCUCCUUCCCCACCCCAAGUGCCUUUGCUCUGUUUUUGUAUCCUGAAUUGGAGUUUUAUUUUUAAUAUAUAUUAUCUAAGGAGAA